This is a messenger RNA of Meloidogyne enterolobii, 1044 nucleotides long. The record is from the annotation of a GenBank genome assembly. NCBI's taxonomy places the organism in Eukaryota, Metazoa, Nematoda, Chromadorea, Rhabditida, Meloidogynidae.
AGGAGAUUCGUUAGAAUAGAUUGAGUGAGUUAAUUUUUGGGGAAGGACUGAUGGGUUUGUUGGGGUUGGAAUUUUAAUUAGUUUCAGUUUUGAGAAUAUUGCCUGAAAAACCCGUAAUUUUUUGUAUGGAAACUUGGUUAUUUUCAUUUCAUUUUUGAUUUUUAAAAUUUUCUGUUAAGGCUCACCGUUUGAAUAUUUUUAUUUUAGAUUUUUUUUGUUUAGAAAAUGUAUCCUUCAACGUUUACUAAAUUUACUUUACUUCCAAAAUGCUUGUUCAAUCGUUUGACUCGAACAGUUUAUGGAUCUGGUCUUUGCUCAACUGGCGCUUUAGCAAUAGAAAAGCUUAUGACUCAACUUGUUCCUUUUAAAUUAGGAAAAAUUGAUGGAGCUGAAGCAACUGGAGUUUCAUGUAUUGUUUGUAAUUCUGACGGUCAAAUCUUCACUUGGGGUUCUCAUGUACUCGGUUUUGGACCAAAAAUUGAAAAAUUAACAAAGCCAAUGCAAAUUGACCCGCCUUUAUUUACUUCAGCAAUGAAUGAAAAAAAUCGGGUUAAGGUUUUUGCUGGUGGUAGUUGUAUGGGAGCAUUGACUGAAGCGGGACAUUUGUUAACUUGGAGUUCAAACAAACACGGUGUUUUGGCACUCUCUCAUCGAAAUCAUCAAUAUUUUCCAUCUACACUUACUUUCAAACGUUCCUUUCACAGUGGAAAUGUUAAACCAAAAGGAAUUUUUCAAAAUUUUAAGGAUCUUUUUAAACGUUAUUGGUACAUUGCUCUCCCAGUUCAUUUGAUACUUUCAAUUUUAUGGUUUUCUAUUUUUUAUUCAACAUUGCAUUUGUUAUUAUUGAUGGACUAUGAUGUUAUUAGUUUACUUGAGUUUUUACGGUUGCCUCAAAAUUGGAUUCAAAAAAUGAGAGAUUUGCCUAAAUCAGCAGGGACGUUGACAGCUACAUUAAUUCUUUUCAAGUUAUUUGCUCCAUUACGUUAUGCAUCUACAAUAUUCUGUACAUACAAAUUAAUAAAAUUGCUUAAACGGGCAAAAUAA